Molecule: messenger RNA, 393 nt
Organism: Pyricularia grisea
Lineage: Eukaryota; Fungi; Ascomycota; Sordariomycetes; Magnaporthales; Pyriculariaceae
Exons: 1
Coding region: 1-393 (130 amino acids)
Source: RefSeq, a predicted model, not a curated record
AUGGCCUACCUCUUCUACAGCACAAUACUCUUCGUCAUGGUCCUCGGUACGGGCCUUUACCUCUCGCGUGCACGCUGGACGUCACAACUGCGAGACAUUAACCUUCCCGGCAGCAACUACCUCUACUCGCGCCUUCAGCUGGGCUCAUCAUUUUCCGACGACGCCGAGGCUGGUCUCUCAUCGGCCAACUUUGACCUGACCGCCAACAUCGAUGAGGGCGACGCGAGGGCCGGUCUGGACGAUGCGGCCAAGGCCGAGAUUCUGCGCAUCAUGAAGCAGAGGAGGCUACGGUUCGACGAGGCGAGGAAAGUCUACAUGGAGAACCGCUUCCGUGACAAUGACAUCGGUCCGGACGGGAGGCCGAGAGACCCCAAGUUUGUGAGCUUCUCAUGA